Tympanuchus pallidicinctus (lesser prairie-chicken) is the source of this 3775-nucleotide messenger RNA. It is a transcript of the gene REL, whose product is annotated as REL proto-oncogene, NF-kB subunit. Gene Ontology annotation, biological process: regulation of transcription by RNA polymerase II; non-canonical NF-kappaB signal transduction; response to cytokine. The transcript is spliced from 10 exons. Gene Ontology annotation, cellular component: cytoplasm. NCBI's taxonomy places the organism in Eukaryota, Metazoa, Chordata, Aves, Galliformes, Phasianidae. Bases 243 to 1982 code for a protein of 579 amino acids. Gene Ontology annotation, molecular function: DNA-binding transcription factor activity, RNA polymerase II-specific; RNA polymerase II cis-regulatory region sequence-specific DNA binding. The record is from RefSeq and is a predicted model, not a curated record.
CGGGCGGGCUGAGCGGCAGCUCCGUGCUUUCACCGCGCCGCCCUGCCUUGCUUGGAGCUCCGUGCGGUGCGCCUUGUUCAGGAGGCUUCCGGCCGAGGCCAGCGAAGGAACAGCGCGAGGGUGUUCAGACCGGUGGCAGCUGUGCCUCCCGAAGCCUCGUGUCUCAGGUUCAGUCUGUGCUGUGGGCGUUCAGUAUCUCAGAGCCCUACAUUGAAAUAUUUGAACAACCCAGGCAAAGGGGCAUGCGGUUCAGAUACAAAUGUGAAGGAAGAUCAGCAGGUAGCAUUCCAGGAGAGCACAGUACUGACAACAACAAGACAUUCCCAUCUAUACAGAUUCUAAACUAUUUUGGAAAAGUCAAAAUAAGAACUACAUUGGUAACAAAGAAUGAACCCUACAAGCCACACCCUCAUGAUCUAGUUGGAAAAGACUGCAGAGACGGCUACUAUGAAGCAGAGUUUGGGCCCGAACGGCGAGUCUUGUCUUUUCAGAAUUUGGGAAUUCAAUGUGUGAAGAAGAAAGACCUGAAAGAAUCAAUUUCUUUGCGAAUCUCAAAGAAAAUCAAUCCCUUUAAUGUGCCUGAGGAGCAGCUGCACAACAUUGAUGAGUACGAUCUCAACGUUGUCCGCCUCUGUUUCCAAGCUUUCCUCCCUGAUGAACAUGGCAACUACACAUUAGCUCUUCCUCCUUUGAUUUCCAACCCUAUCUAUGACAACAGAGCUCCCAACACAGCAGAACUGAGAAUUUGUCGUGUGAAUAAGAACUGUGGAAGUGUAAAGGGAGGAGAUGAAAUUUUUCUUCUGUGUGACAAAGUUCAAAAAGAUGACAUAGAAGUCAGAUUUGUCUUGGACAACUGGGAGGCAAAAGGCUCCUUCUCCCAAGCUGAUGUUCAUCGCCAGGUCGCAAUUGUGUUCAGAACACCGCCUUUCCUCAGAGACAUCACAGAACCCAUCACAGUGAAGAUGCAGUUGCGAAGACCUUCAGACCAGGAAGUCAGUGAACCAAUGGAUUUCAGAUAUUUACCAGAUGAAAAGGAUCCGUAUGGUAACAAAGCAAAAAGGCAGAGAUCAACGCUGGCUUGGCAAAAGCUCAUACAGGACUGUGGAUCAGCUGUGACAGAGAGGCCAAAAGCAGCUCCUGUCCCCACUGUCAACCCUGAAGGAAAGCUGAUUAAGAAAGAGCCAAAUAUGUUCUCACCUACGCUGAUGCUGCCUGGGCUAGGAACGCUGGGGAGCUCCAGUCAGAUGUUCCCUGCGUGCAGCCAGAUGCCCACCCAGCCUGCGCAGCUUGGCCCUGGGAAGCAGGACACACUCCCUUCCUGCUGGCAGCAGCUGUACAGCCCGUCCCCUUCAGCCAGCAGCCUGCUCAGCAUGCACCCGCACAACAGCUUCACAGCAGAAGUGCCUCAGCCUGGUGCUCAGGGCAGUAGCUCUGUCCCGGCUUUCCACGAUAACCCACUGAACUGGCCCGAUGAGAAGGAUUCCAGUUUUUACAGGAAUUUUGGCAGCACAAAUGGGAUGGGAGCAGCGAUGGUGUCAGCUGCAGACAUGCAGAGUGCUUCCAGUAGCAGCAUCGUCCACGCCGGUCACCAGGCUGGUGCCACUGCUGCAAGCAUCAUCAACAUGGAGACCAGUGACAUGAACUGCACCAGUCUCAACUUUGAAAAGUAUACUCAGGUGUUAAACGUAAGCAACCACAGGCAGCAGCUCCAUCAGGUGCCUGCAACAUGCCCACCUGUGGCAGCCCCUGGCAGCACUGCCUUCAGUUCACAACCAAAUUUAGCUGAUACAGCAGUUUACAGCAGCUUUCUAGACCAAGAAGUUUUAAGUGAUUCAAGACUAUCGACCAACCCUCUCCAGAACCAUCAGAACAGCCUCACCCUUACAGAUGACCAGUUCUACGACACCGAUGGUGUCCACACCGAUGAGCUCUAUCAGUCUUUCCAGUUAGACACCAACAUGCUACAAAGCUAUAACCAUUGAGCCAGCAGCAGGCUGAGGCAGGCACAUAGAGCUUUUCCAAGGAGUAACUCACCCUUCUUUCUCUUUCAGAAUGCUACUGUGCAAACCUCAUGAUACAACUUAAAGUUAUACGUAUAUCGAUCAGCCCAAAGACUGGUGCCCAUGAAGAAGCAUUUGGGGUGCUGUACCUUCAAAGCUCUUCUUAAACAUUUGUAUGGUGUUGGAAAAAGGAAUUACUAAUACUUAAAGCAUUGGGAAGAAAAGCUGAUAUCUUCAGAAGGGUCAGAUUUCCAAUAAUUCACAGGGUUAAUACUGUCUAAAAAUAAAACAUUUUGCUACAGAAAUUAAAUUAACAUUUCAGAAGGACAAAGUAGGAAAAAACUGCACGUGGGCACUCUAGUUCAGACUCACCUAACAUAUUUUAUUCAUCUUGCUUGAAAGAUUUAGGUUUCUUACCCUCUUUCAUAUAAAAUAUUUUUCUCCUAAAACAAAAUCAUGCAUUGAUUUUUUAUUUUUUUUUCCAUGUUUCACCACAUUCCAUUUGCUUUCAAGGCAAAUUUACUCUAAAGAAAUUUAAUGACUAUGUCAUUGUUAGAUAUGUUUUAAAGACCGGAAGGUUUGAGUUUUUAAAUAGUCCAGCUCUGUUGUAAAUGCAACACUGCACAGAAGAAUGAGCAGAAAGUAAGGACUUCUCUGCACUUCAUCCCGAGUGCACUAUUUUAAAUGACAAAUCCCUGUUGCUUUAGGAAUGGAGCACGCUGUUAUUUCUCCGGAAUUUGUUUGGUGUGUGUGUGUGUGUAGCCACGAUGCGCAUUUUAUUUUGAACUACAGAAAUGCAGUCAAAGCACCUGCCCGUUCCUUCCUCAGACGGCCCAGCAGUUUCCUGCUAUGCAAGUGACUGCUGAAAGGCUCAGGUCUGACUCCCUACCAGCCCUCACGGGAAGAGGUGAAAUGCAGCCCACCCCAACGCGCUGUGUCAGCAAUGCGAGGCCGUUCCAAUCGGUGUCAAUUAAAACAGCCUUCAGUCCGCGGUAUCGAGAACCAGAGCUUCCUCUCUUCUGCUAGCUUCCCAGUCUCCACACCAAGGCCUGAGGCACAGGAUGUCCCGUGGCACCUCGUGUAGCUAUCUGGCUAGGUAAGGCACUCAGGUCUGUGUUAGGGCUUUGCUAUUUUACUGCUGAUGUACGAAGCAUCACAGCAAGAAAUAUAUCAGUGUAUUUAUUUAUACGGCUGGUUAUUGUGUAGGCUUAAGAACCUAAUUUUUACUGUUUGACUAUCUAAAAGUGCACCAUGGAAAAAAGCAAUAAAUAGCAUGCUUGGAUAUGUAGGGAACAGAAACCACAACCACAAGACAAAAAGCCACUUGAGAUGUACAGUCACACACCAGAUAGAAAGGAACUCCAAAAACCUCCAUGGUUUAAGGGAAAGCAGCAAUUACUCAGUGCAGUAAUUCACUGCGUGCAGAGCCAUGAGGUGCUGCAGCUGUAAGGCAUUACAUCAGUUUCACAGGUCUGACAGAAGGGGCUCUUCCACGGUGUACAAAUGAAGUCUGGAAAACUGCUUCCCAUCACCCCAUGUACCCAACUCCACACUUACAGCAGUUUUUCUCACUCCUGCAACACACCUUUCCGGGAGCAUGAAAGAGAUACAAAGAACGCUUGCAAUGUGUCAUUUAUUCAGUUCUUCCUUUUUAAGUUCUCAAUGUUUAAGUUUAUUGAAUGUAAACAUUUUCUUUAUAGAAUGCUCUUUAUAGCACAAUUUGUUUUUACAGUAUAAUUAAAUAUUUUCAAAAUUCUGUUUUCCUUUGUAAACAA